Vitrella brassicaformis is the source of this 1826-nucleotide messenger RNA. The record is from the annotation of a GenBank genome assembly. Lineage: Eukaryota; Vitrellaceae.
UCACUCUGUCGGCGCCGGCUCAACAUCCAGCUGACACACACAGAAAGCGCCGGUACAGAUGGAUGUGCGUCAGGCCUUCUGCGUACCUCAACUAACUGAAGGAACAAAAAGGCCGUCACCGUCGCGAGACUCAGCGAGAUCGCGGUGCAAAACUCCUUCGACCACUCCGCCAGCACGACCUCACCUGCCACACGAUUCGCAACACGGCAGAUGAACACUUGCCCUGGUCAUCUCAUCUCCUCACCUGGGUUGAACUUGUCUUCGGUGUCGCCUCUGGACUUUGUCUGUCGUCUGAUCCACCACGGAAUGCCGAUCGACAGCAAAAUCUCGAGGAAGAGCUCGAUGGCGGCCGCUACGACGAUGCGGUUGAAGUAAUCUGCCGGCAUUUCGUAGACAAAAUUGUUCGGCUGGAAGCGCAGUCCUAUGCCGAUGGCCGCUAUCGCUAUGAUGGCCUGACACACACACGCAGUACAGCACAGCAUCAGCAACCACCCAUGUGUGUAUUGAGUUUUCCUUUCUCAGCGCACCAGCAUGUCGUUUGAUUGCUGAAGGACGAACUUCAUGGCCACACACUUGAGCGGCAGGCCCAUGGACUCCUCCAGCUUGAGGCUCAUCCGCUGCCACAGCCACGCAAACACCCGUGCGAAAAAGCCGGGCUUCUUCGUCUCAGCAGCUGCUUUCGACGCCUCAUCGCGACUGACGCUGUCUUGCCCCCCAUUCUGCGCCUCGGACACCGAUGCGGUCCCACUGUUCACAUCGAUCGCGACCUCUCCGUCGGCCUCGCCCCCAUCCGAUGAAGUUGUGGUUCUUCUCUCACUCGUUGCGGCGUCUUCGUGCGAGUCGCGGUGUCCCUCGUCGCUGGUUACUCCUGUCGAGCGACUCGCGCGGCGAAGCACCUCCUGCACUCCAAGCGGCACGGCCUUCUGGGCCAGCUUGGACUCGAGCACCUUGUCCAUGACUUGUUGCAGCGACAAGAUCAGCAGCGGAAAGACAAUGAGUUUGUACACCACCUUGACCAGGAGGAUGAGUAUGAUCUCCAGCCACGAUUCCACCAUGAAGAAGACGAACCGAUAAGGAACUGAGGCAAAAAUGAUCGACUGGAACGACAUGAUCGUCCCCAGUUUGUCCGUGUCGCCCUGCACGCGGGCCUCGAGCUUGCCCUCCAGCGCUUUGAUCAUCCCGAUGCCCACUGGAUAAACCACACAGAGGGAGGGAAUUGCAAAUCGAAUUCCCUGCACCAUGCCGAACGUCCACGCGAACAUCAAAGAGUAGGCCAGCUGCAUGUAGGGCACUGUCACGCACAAUGACCGAGGGGCAAUCUGGCCGACGGGGACCGGUGGCAGCGGGAUCAGGCCUUGCAGGGCACCUAACACAUUCCCGAGAAGGAAUAAGAGGAUGCACAUGCCCAGCAGCUUCAUGCCGUCGGUCCGGGCGGUGAAGGGCACGACAACGGGCAACACCACCGCAGGCAGCACCACCCCGAUGAUCCACAAAAGAUAGCUGGCUCUCCGCUCAGGCGGCACGUAGCGGAGGGUCACCAGCGUCGUCAGCCCGAACACGAUGCCCAGCAGGGGCAGCUUCACACACACCAGCCACCAGAAGUCAUGAGUCGGGAGCCACACGAACACAGUCGAUAACGCGGCCAUCGGCAGCACAAUCCACACGCCAUACCAAACGACUUGCAGCCUCGACAGACGAUGGCCGCUCUCCGAAUCCAUGCCAUAGAGCACCUCGGUCUUGUUCGUCGAGAUCUCGUGGUUCCUCGCAUGGCUUUUCGCUGGCACUGCUGGUGCUGCUCUUGCAUCUGCUGAAGGGCUGCCCUCCAU